GAAAAAAUAUUUCGGGGGGAAAGAAUGACCGCCCUAAUUUUUAGGGUUCUUGCAAGAAUGCUGCUGGAGCUAUGGCUUCCAGGCAGCUCAAGCUCCGACUCACCCACGCCUCCACUCUCCUCCUGCCGCCGCGGGGAAAAUCUCUCCCGCCGCUGGAUGGAGGAGGCCGCAUUGGCGACGAUUCGGUGGCGAGCACGCUGGCGCGGCUCGAUUGCGAGGCAGCGGCGGACGUGAGCCAUUUCAGCUACAUUGCGACCUAUUCCUCGCUUCUGCGGCGCUGCGCCAACGCUGGAUCCCUUCCCGAAGGCCGCCUCGUCCACGAUCACAUCCGCCACACCGGGUACGCAUCCAAUAUCAUGCUCGCGGAGCUUCUCAUCCAGAUGUAUGGCAAGUGCCAGCGCCUGGACGAGGCGCGCGGUGUCUUCGAUCGGAUGCCGCGCCGGAGCGUCUACAGCUGGAAUCUCAUCCUCGCGGCCUACGUCGAGAAUGGAUUGCCGGGCGCCGCGCUGGAUCUCUACAAGACGAUGGAUCUGGAACCGGAUCGCUUCACAUUCUCGACAAUUCUGGGGGCUUGCGGUGGGAUCGGGGCUCUGGAGGAGGGGAAGAGGAUCCACUCGCAGAUGAACGCCAGGAACGAGCUGGUGCCCGACACAGUCUCGAGCAAUUCUCUCAUCACAAUGUACGCGAAGUGUGGCAGCAUCGAGGAGGCCAAGGCGGUGUUCGAUGGCACCGCCGAGAAGAGCUUGGUCUCGUGGAACUGUAUGAUCGCUGCGUAUGCGCAGCAAGGGCAUUGCUGGGAGGCGAUCGAGGUCUACAACCAGAUGGAGUCGCAGGGGGUGGCGAGAAGCGUCAUCACUUACUCGAGCGUCCUGGGAGCUUGUGCGAGUUUGGGACGCGAGGCUCUCGAGACCGGGAAGAUCGUCCAUCGCCAUCUUCUUGCAAGUAAGCUCUCACACAAUGUGAUCGUCGACACUGCUCUUCUAAGCAUGUAUGGGAACUGUGGCAGCUUACGCGACGCCGAGGAGAUUUUCGCGGGGAUGGAGAGAAGGAAUGUGGUUUCCUGGACCGUCAUGGUUUCGAUCUACAUCCAGCAUGGGAAGAACAAGGAGGCUUUGGGCUUGCUGAUGAAGAUGGACUUGGAAGGCUUGCAGCCCAACGCUUGCACUUUCUCUAGCGUCCUCACUGCUUGCGCGAACUUGGGAAGCCUUGAGAUGGGAAAGGCUGUCCACCGCCGUGCUGCUGCGAGCGGUCUGGUUUCCGACACGGUCCAGAACGCUCUCAUCAACAUGUACGCCAAGUGCCAGCGGCUCGGCGAGGCUAAGCGGCUGUUCGACCAGAUUCCCGUCAAGUCGGACGUGUCAUGGAACGCGAUCAUCGCGGCUUACGUCCAGCACGGGCGGAACAAGGAGGCAUUCGACGUCUAUCAGAGCAGGGAGCUGCAAGGUCUGGGACCAAACGACUUUAUCUUCGCGAGCAUACUGGGUGCCUGUUCCAGCGUGGAGGAAGUCAGGCGGAUCCACGAACAGAUUGCCGUAAGCGAGUUUCGAUCGGAUGCUGUGAUCAACAACUCGUUGAUCAAGAUGUACGCAAAGCUGGGGAGUGUGGAGCUUGCAAGGAAGGCCUUUGAGGAGAUGGCUGUCAAGGACGAGGCCUCUUGGAACGGGAUCAUCAUUGCCUACGCUCAGUAUGGAGACGACGUAACCGAGGCUCUCGUCAUCUACGAGAGAAUGAAGAGCGCAGGUGUUCAAGGAAAUGCAAUCACUUUCACCAACGUUCUCACGGCCUGCCUCGUAUCGGGCUCACUGGAGGCUGGAAGGAGAAUUUACCGGGACCUCUGCAAGCACGAGCUAGAGAAAACCGAUGCCAUCGUCGGGACAGUUCUGGUAAACAUGUUUGCGAGGUUCGGGGAUCUAGUCACUGCUCGUCACGUUUUCGAGAACAACCAGCAGCGAAACGUUAUCUCGUGGAACGGGAUGGUGAUGGCCUACUCACAGAACGGCUACUACAACGAAGCGGUGGACGUUUUCCACAGGCUCUUCCUUGAAGGCAUACAGGGUGACAACAUCAGCUUUACGUGCAUCUUCCAUGCUCUCAGCCAUGCCGGGUCUUUGGACAGAGGCCGGGACUACUUCUUGUCGAUGGGACCCGACCAUGGAUUGACGCCGACGCUGGAUCUCUACGUGAGCUUGGUCGAUCUAUUGGGACGGUCGGGACGGCUCAACGACGCGAUCGCGCUCAUACUCGACAUGCCAGCGGAACCGGACGUUAUGUCGUGGAUGACGCUACUCGGUGGUUGCAAGCUCCAAGGCAACGUGGAGCUCGGGAAGUAUGCCGCCGAGCGGAUAUUUGAGCUCGACCCGGAGGACCCGUCGCCUUAUGUGCUUCUAUCCAACAUCUACUUUGCGGCUGGGGUGGAAAGAGACGCUGAGAGCUUGAGGGAGGUCAUAGCCUCUCGCUUUCGGGAAGAAGAAUAUGCGGCAACCGUUGGUUAGAUGUCCCGGUGGCGUGAAGUUAGGUAUCGGUUCCGGAAAUGCCGAUCACUCCGACGUACUCGUGGAGCGAAACUCCAGCAUGGGUCACUGUCGAGGUUUUUCUCCAGUCCGUGUCACAGGCAGCUCUCGACAUUAUUACUACAGACUGCUACAUCAAAGUCAACUGCUCGCCGUACUUGUUCCAAGCCGAUCUCUACGAUGAUAUCGAUUUGAAGAAAAGCUCGGCUAUGCUGGACAAGGCGGUGGUGAAGUUCUUCAUGUUCAAGGAUUGCAGAAGACCGAAGGACUUUGGGGUAGGCUGACGAGAUGUGGAGAUAGGCAGGCUAUCUUGGAGCGACGUCAGCAGUCGUUGGAUGCCG
This is a messenger RNA of Selaginella moellendorffii, 2851 nucleotides long. Its product is annotated as pentatricopeptide repeat-containing protein At2g33680. Gene Ontology annotation, biological process: RNA modification. Bases 72 to 2492 code for a protein of 806 amino acids. The record is from RefSeq and is a predicted model, not a curated record. The transcript is spliced from 3 exons. Gene Ontology annotation, molecular function: RNA binding; protein binding. NCBI's taxonomy places the organism in Eukaryota, Viridiplantae, Streptophyta, Lycopodiopsida, Selaginellales, Selaginellaceae.